Molecule: messenger RNA, 1218 nt
Organism: Chaetomium globosum CBS 148.51
Lineage: Eukaryota; Fungi; Ascomycota; Sordariomycetes; Sordariales; Chaetomiaceae
Exons: 2
Coding region: 1-1218 (405 amino acids)
Biological process (GO): iron-sulfur cluster assembly
Cellular component (GO): cytosolic [4Fe-4S] assembly targeting complex
Molecular function (GO): protein binding
Source: RefSeq, a predicted model, not a curated record
AUGCCACCCCCAACAACCCCAACACCAAACCCUUCAAUCCCCCAAAAAGCCACCCUCACCCCCCUCCCGCCCUUCCAACCCGACCUCUACCAACGCGCCUGGUCCUCCAUCCCGCACCCCACCCUCCCCCUCCUCGCCACCGGCCACGCCAAAUCCGUCACCGUCUUCUCGCUCGCCACCCUCUCCAAGCACAGCGCCCUGACGGGCGGCCACGCGCGCUCCGUGCGCACCGUCGCGUGGCAGCCUGCGAGGGGUGGUGGUACCGGGGGAGGGAGUGGUGGGAAGAGGUUGGGGUUGGUGACGGGGAGUUUUGAUGCGACGGCGGGGUUGUGGAGUUUUGAGGGGGAUGCGGAUGCUGCUGCGGGGGGUGGUGGUGGGGGGUUGGAGAGGGAGGUGAGGAUGGGUGGUGGUGGUGGUGGUGGUGGUGAGAGUGAAGAGGAGGAGGAGGUGAGGGAGUGGGAGUUUAAUUUGGUGUUGGAGGGGCAUGAGAACGAGGUCAAGUCGCUGGCGUUUUCGCCGGGCGGGCAGUAUCUGGCGACGUCGAGCCGCGAUAAGUCGGUGUGGAUCUGGGAGGAUGUGUCGUCCGGGCAGGGCGGGGAUGAUGAGGAUGAGUGGGAGACGGUCGCGGUGCUGAGCGAGCAUGACGGCGAUGUCAAGGCUGUCGCGUGGUGCCCGUCGAACCUGCCGAAUGCGAGGGCCGGUGUCGGGCGGCAGCACAACAGCUCCGAGGUGCUCGCCAGCGCGAGUUAUGAUGAUACCGUUAGGGUGUGGCGGGAGGAUGCCGAUGGGGAGUGGGUGUCCGGGUUCGGCGGGGUGCCGAGCACGAUGCGGAGGUCGCUCAGGGAGGAGUGGGACUGCACGGCCGUGCUGCCCAAAGUGCACACGCGGGAUGUGUACUCGGUGUCGUGGAGUGCCGACACCGGGCUAGUGGCUAGCACGGGCAGUGAUGGCAUCAUUGCGGUAUACGCCGAGGAGAGCGCGCCCGAGGACGUCGCCAAGUCGGGUGUGGAAGGGGGAGCAGAAAAUGGCACAUCCGGGCCGAAAAGUAACUGGAAAGUAUUGGGCACCAUCACCCGCGCCCACGGCCCGUACGAGGUCAACCACAUCACAUGGUGCAAGAGGUUUGACCCUGGGGCAGAACACAAGGGCAAGGAGGAGAUGCUGGUCACGACAGGUGAUGAUGGGGUCGUUCGGCCGUGGCAGGUCAGGAUAUCAUGA